Messenger RNA from Mycosarcoma maydis (corn smut), 1401 nucleotides. RefSeq lists its product as uncharacterized. Bases 1 to 1401 code for a protein of 466 amino acids. Lineage: Eukaryota; Fungi; Basidiomycota; Ustilaginomycetes; Ustilaginales. The record is from RefSeq and is a predicted model, not a curated record. The transcript has a single exon.
AUGUCUCUGCCAUCGCAAUCUCAUACGCUUUCGCUUCCUGACAGCAACAUGACACAAGACGAUGCAAUGCGAGACGAUUCGUCUGCACGCAAAUACAACAAGACCUCUCUCCAAAAACGUACACCUCAGGACAAGUUGGCCAAAGACGCAGCGAGCUCGUCGACAGCCACACACUUUGUACCCCCUGGCGAUGCAGGUCAGCCGUAUGACCCUGUCGCAGAAUAUAGACGUGGUCGAGCGCUCACGGCAGACAACCUCGAGAGGAUUCCCAAUGCCGAUCAGCUUGCUCCGGGCAUUCGGUUGCCUGGUAGAGUGAUUGAUUCGCACGGAGCUGAUACAGACAUGCAGACCUCCUCCGACGCUGAUGGGGGCGCACAGAGCCUCGAGACAGGCCACACGAGCGUUGGUGCUUUUGGUGAAGGUGGCGCUUCGGUGCCUGGAGUUCCUCCUGAGCUCGAUCCACGCACGCCCGCUUUCCGACCGCACAGUCCAGGCGAAGCUUCGGUUCUCUCGGUCGCUGUGCAACCGCCAGCUUCACCAAAAGCCAGCAUCCUGGAGCCUUCCGAACCCCCCAGCCCUUUUGUUGAAAUCACACCAUCGCGCAGCGCAACUUCGGAUCGAUACGGUAUCCUGGCCAGUAGCGCUUCGGCCACAGCCGGCUCAUCGUCCUAUUCUACCUCGGCGCGCGGUUCAUCACCGCCCCUAUCUGUGGGGUAUGCGCCGUCCGAGGCUUUCAACUCGGCUAUGCGUCUCGGACCCGGGCCCAGCAUGUUGGGUCGCAACGUGGCGAGCGUGGCGCCCUCAGAGGCCGGAAGUGUGUCUUCCACUGGUACUGGUGGAGGAGGACCGGGCAGUGCCGGCACAGCCGACGACCAGGAAGUAGCGUUGCGGGCCGCCUACAUUGAACGACAACGCAUGCGCGAACGAGAACUGAUGGGUGGGGAAGCCGGAGUGGGAGGUACCACGAUUCCUACCUUCACUUUGCCCACUCGCGGCUCGACACCUCUUGCGUUUGCACCGGGCCUCUCAGCGCGUCUAGGUGGCGUAUCGGGUACCGCUUUUGACAAUGUCAGUCGAGCUGGCAGCACUGCCGCAACUACGGGCACCAACUCGCCACCGCUCAGUCCGACAGGUAGCGAGAUUCCUGACGCAGUAGCUUCACCCUCGCGCCGCGGCAGCGUAGAUAGUACCGAGACGCUGGGCAGUAUGCGUGCACCUCCCAGCGUGCAAGGCUUCGAGCCGGGAAGCGGCAUUGAGUCGCGACGCAUGAGCAGAGGCGGUAGCUCGGUAGGCUUCGACGAUCUCGCCAGACGCGGAAGUGAAGGAGGUUUGAUUACAAAUGCCAUGGACGAAGACAUUCUCGACGCCGGAUCAGUUCGCGAUGAGCCGCAACCUUUGUAA